Drosophila busckii is the source of this 551-nucleotide messenger RNA. RefSeq names its product A-kinase anchor protein 14. The annotation marks the transcript as partial. The transcript has a single exon. The record is from RefSeq and is a predicted model, not a curated record. Lineage: Eukaryota; Metazoa; Arthropoda; Insecta; Diptera; Drosophilidae.
CAACCGCGCUCCCGUGCCAAGGUCGGCGCCGUUGUCCACAGCGUGCCUUCAGCCACUUCCCAUCAGAGCUUCACGCAGUUCCAUAACCAUGCUGUGAUUACUCCCGUGGUCAAGCACGUUGUGCCCGCCGUGCCUGUGGUCAAGACUAUUGCUACUCCUGUGGUUCAUGCUGCUCCAGUUGUGCACGCCGCUCCAGUUGUCCACGCUGCUCCCGUCGUCCAUGCCGCUCCUGUCUACCACGCCGCUCCUGUUGUUCCAGUGGUCAAGCAUGUUGCUCCCGUUUUCCACCAGACCUAUGUUGCGCCCGUUGUCAAGACUGUGCCCCAUGCCGUCUCUCACCAGAGCCACACUCAGAUCCACCAGAAAACCGCUGUCUACACUCCCGUUGUGGCGCCAGUUCUGAAGACCAUCGCAACUCCAGUUGUGCCUGUGGUGAAGCAUAUUGCUCCAGUUGUCCACGCCGCUCCCGUUGCCCACGUCUAUCAUCAUUAACAACUCCAUAGCUUCUUAUAGUUUCUGUUGAAUUUUAUUAAAUGACACUCGUUGAACAU